ACCGCGCCAGGCCCUCCGGACAGUUUCAGCUGAUCCAUGUCAACACGUCGUCGCGGAGCUUUCUAGAGAGGACGCGCGAGGGAGAAGCAGACUUAGAGCCAUGCCUGAGGUAGACCAGAGUAAGGAAGUGAAAGUGGAGAAGGUUCAGGAGGUGGAGGUGGAAGGAAAAGUUGAGCAGGAGGUCUCGGAGGAAUGGCUUGAUGUUUUAGGAAGUGGAGACCUCAAAAAGAAGGUGAUAAAACCAGGAAUAAUUGACGCAAGACCAGUAAAAGGUGACACAGUUACAGUCCGAGCAUCUGGAAGGCUGGAAAAUGGCAAAGAAGUGGAUAUUCACGAUCAGCUUACAUUCACAGUUGGAGACAGCGAGGUGGUACUUGGAUUGGACAUGAUUGUGCCUCUGAUGGAUAAGGGAGAAAUAGCAGAGGUUUACAUUGAUGCCAGAUUUGCCUAUGGGUCAAAAGGGUUGCCUCCAAAUAUCCCUCCAGAUGCCCCUCUUACCUAUACCAUUGAAGUCUUAGACUCGUCAGCUGAUGUGGAGCCAGACACCUUGCCGAUCCCAAAACGGAUGUCUAUAGGGAAUCGUAAGAGAGAACGUGGCAACUGGUGGUUUAACCGGGAAGAGUAUGCCACUGCUAUUCAGUGUUAUAGUGCAGCUGUUGAUUAUCUAGAUGAUGCGACAGAGGAGUAUGGGGAUGAAGUGAGGGAUGAAGUAAAACCUUUGUUGGUGGAGAGACUGAAGGCCCUCAACAAUAUGGGUGCUGCUCAGAUCAAAGUGGGUGCCUAUGAGGUUGCACUGAAGUCACUUGAAGCUGUGUUGAGGUGCCAGCCUAAUAAUGUAAAAGCAUUGUUUAGAAAAGGAAAGGCUUUGGGUCUUCAAGGAAAAUUUAAAGACGCUGUCACAAUACUAAAAUCUGCCUUGGAAUUGGAGCCUGAGUCCCGCCUCAUUCACCAAGAACUGGCAAGGGUCCGUGAAAAGGCCAGAGAAGAGGCAGAAUCUGAAAAGAGCUUGUACAGGAAGAUGCUAGGAAUAAAGAAAGAAUAUUUGCAAGAGGACCAGCGGCACCCCGUCAUCAAAAGUUUCCCUUGGAGAGAGUGGUUUGUAUUGUUUGUUACGCUGUUAGUACUUCUAAUAGCCUACAAGUACCGAGAUCUGAUAUUGGGGAUCUUCCAGUGAGAGGGAAUAAAUGUAUUGUAUGUAAGUUGGCUGCUAAAGUGGCUUUGUACUUACCAUAUUAUAUAUGAAAAUUUUAGACCUUGUAUUUUUGAAGAUUUAAAUAUUUUUGGUUAUGCUAAUGCAAUAUUACUCAAACUAUCUGAUGUGGCAAACCAUCAAGGCUUUUUUUUUUCCCAAUAGGCCAGAGACUGGUUACAUGUAUGUGCCAUAUUAUUAUUUGUUUACUGUCUAGGAGACAAAAAUUAAUGUUCAUAUUAAUAAUGAAGUAUACCAAAAUUUGAUAUUUAUUAUUUUUUCUUAAAAUAAAUUGUACUUGUGACACUCCAUAGCAGCCAUUGGUUUGCUUACUGAAGUUAGCAAACCACAUUUUGGGUAGUACUGCCUUAGGGGUCUUCAUGUGCUGUUGCUGUUUGAUAGAUAAAAGGAAUUGAAUUAAUGUAUGUAUAGAAUGACAGCAAAUCAAUUCUUCGCAGCUAUAGAAUUACAGUUAAGAAUUAAUUAUAAGUCUUGGUUAUGUGAUGUAGACACACAUGUUUUUGUAAGUGACUUGCAAAAGAUAUAUAUUUUCUGUUCCUAUUGAUUUUGCUAACAUCACAUGACAAUAAUAGAAUAGGCAAUGGUAGAAGACAAAGUGCCAUUAUCAUUUAAUAGGAGUUGAUGGUUUGAACUCCACUCCCUGGUAUGGUGUAAUAUGAACUUAUGCCCCACAAAAUAGUGGUAAUACUCCAAUCCAUUUUUAAAGAGAACUGACUCAUAACUGACUUACUGCUAUUUAACAGGUAGAUGGUCAAUCUUGUCUCAUGUGCCAGGGGUAUUGCAUUAGGUUUUCUUUAUUAAUGUAACCAGGGUGCUAAAUCAUUCACUCUUGAGUUUGAUGAGUAGGCUUCAGAUGUGAGAAGGAGAGAUGACAAAGCAGUAGGAUAUUGUUGUUACAUGUACUUGGAAAAUCAAAGAGUGGAGUUCUGCAUUCGCUGUUCAUAUUUUGUGACGUUGGAGAAGUAUGUGAAUAUUGAUUUCCAAGAUCAGUACAGCCUAUACUUGUAAUAACAGCAACUCCAUCCCCAUGACCUACAGUCAAAUUAUUAUAGUUGGUACUGGUAUGUGGUAUAGAAUUUUUACUUUAAUAAUAUAAACAGUUUGAAAUAGUAAAAAUCUUUGUAUCUACAGAAGCAAACAAAAUGGUUGCUUUGUCAUUUAAAUACAUUUUAUGGUAAUAUCCAGUACAAUAUACAACAUAAUGUUCCGACUAUAUUGUUCCAUGGUUGGCUGCCAAGUGAGGGUAAAUUUCAUGGCACUGGAGCUAACUCGAAGACAUUAAGAUACAAAAAAGGGAGGGUACCAUGGGUGGAUGCAGCUGGGCAGCCACUUGCAUGCGAGAUAAGCCAGUCAGCUACUGAGACUUGGUGCAGUAGUGGCAGUCUGACAAAUCUUUGCCUGUAUCAUCUAGGAAUAGUGACGUAGGAUUAAACAGUACCAGAAUAUCUCCAUCGUAACCUGGGACCAUUAUAGCUAGGUCUGUUAUAGCGAUGGUAAACUCAUGUUUUAUGUGAGCGAUCUUUUUUUUUUUUUUAAUGUCAGCAGCCAAAUUCCAUUUUUUUUUUUUUUAGGCUAAGUGUGUAUUAUACACUUAUGUGCAAGUUAUUUAUGAACAUGAUAAUUUAGAGGGACCUAUUGAAAAUAGAUAUAUUAAUAAAGUGAUACUGAUAAAGAAAUAUUAGAUACCUUUUAUAUUUCAGUAGGAAAGAGAAUAUUUGAAAUAAAGUGAUUUUAUGAAAUAAUGCUAAAAUAGAAGAAAGUUAGUUAAUGAAAUGCUUCUUCAGCUCACACACACUGAAUAUAUUUAAAUAUUUCUCUGUUUAUAGGUUUGUACAUUUAGGGUGCCAAAAUGGGGAUAAAAAUAGGUUGUCUGGUUUUUUAUAUAGAUUUGGUCAUGGAGAGAGAGCUUGAAAGAUAGAGAGAGAUGUUGAAGAUAGAGAUAGAGAGAGAGGUUGAACAUAGAGAUAGAGAGAGAGGUUGAAAGAUAGA
Messenger RNA from Penaeus chinensis, 3199 nucleotides. RefSeq names its product peptidyl-prolyl cis-trans isomerase FKBP8-like. NCBI's taxonomy places the organism in Eukaryota, Metazoa, Arthropoda, Malacostraca, Decapoda, Penaeidae. The transcript is spliced from 9 exons. The record is from RefSeq and is a predicted model, not a curated record. Gene Ontology annotation, molecular function: protein binding; peptidyl-prolyl cis-trans isomerase activity. The coding region runs from base 101 to 1174 and encodes 357 amino acids.